UUUUUGUUUCUCCUUGUGAAUGUUGUAUUCUUUGUUCUUAAUCUAAUUCAUAAAAUUACGUAGUGUAUAUGAACCUUAAGUAAUGUGUCGCCAUACUCAAUAUAAUCUUGCCAGUGUAGCCCAUGCGAAAAAACAAAUGUCAAAUUUUUUGACCUCCAGUUUUUUCCGUGUCUGGCUGUGAUAAAAUCCGUAGGUUUUUAUACGAUUGUCAAAUGUGGCCUUAGAAGUGUGGAUCUUUAAAUUAAUAAUUAAUUUUAGAAUGCGUAUAGAGUGCGGUGUAACGGAAGUGCUCGCGUAUUAUUGUUUGCGGUCAGUGCAUUAAGUGUUAUUGAAGGAUAACGAUGCGUAUCGGAAUUGUGUUUUAUUGGUGCGUGUUAGCAUUGCAUCUGUGCAAAGCGGAAGAUGUGGAAAGGACAGAGUCAAGGGAGGGUGCCAGAAGGCCGCAGUGGGGGACAACAGUGCGGAGUGGGUCGUUCGUGAGCGAGUCUGCAAUCGCCGCAUCGAAUGAACAGAUCCUCGUGGAGGCGUGUCACAACGAGCCUGGAUGUCUCCAGGACCGAGCGGGGCUCGAAGCCAUCACGCAGCUCCACAAGCAACUAGACGACGAUGCGAAUGGCAACGUCGACCUUAGCGAGAGUGACGAUUUCCUCCGCGAGGAGCUGCAGUAUGACAGCGGGUACGAGAAGCGACAGCGAGCCUUCCACCACAAUGAUGACAUGCACAUAUCCGUCAAGGAGCUUUGGGAGGCGUGGCUUAGAUCAGAAGUCCACAAUUGGACGGCGGAACAGACGGUGGAAUGGCUAACACAGUCUGUAGACCUCCCGCAGUACAGGAGCCUGUUUCUGCAACACAAAGUUACAGGCGCUACGCUGCCCAGGUUGGCAGUGAACAACAUGCAGUACGUAAGCAACGUCCUUGGUAUCAAGGACCCCAUACACAAGCAGAAGCUGGCCCUCAAGGCCAUGGACGUGGUCCUCUUCGGGCCCCCUAAAGAAGGCAGUCGCUGGAAGGACUGGCUGCUGGCGUCGCUAAUGCUCGGUGCCGUCGCCGGCGGCUGGGCGGCGCUGCGGGCUGGUCGCGCCAGUCGGCACCAGGUCCAAAGGAUGCUGAGGGAUAUGGAGCAGCUGAGGAGAGCCGAGCUGGCGCUGGAUGACAUGCAGAAGGAACUUGAGAAGGCGCGGUUAGAACAGGAAAGCGCCACCACAGAAAAGAAGAAUUUGGAGAAGAAGUUAAGAGAGGCCGGCGACACGCCGCUGCUCAACUCCGCCUCCUCAGAUCUUGAAGUCACGCAGCUGAAAGCUGAGAUUGAGAUGUUAAGAGCAGAAUUAAGGCGUGCUGAAGGCGAACUCGAGGACCGGUGCUGGGCGCCACCCUCGGGAUUACAGCAGUGGCUCCAACUCACACACGAGGUCGAAAAUAGGUCGUACCUACGUAAGAAACAACAGGCGGACAUGCAACUGCAGCAGGCCAGAGAAGCGUGCGAGAAACUCCGCAAGAAGCGCUCAAGUCUGGUCGGAGCAUUUGUAUCCACGCACGGCAAGUCCAUAGACGACGUGGACCGUUCUAUCGUCGAGGCGCGCACCGCGCUCAAUGAAGUCACUCAGGAGCUAUCGGAGAGAAUGCACAGAUGGAAACAGAUUGAGCGGCUGUGCGGCUUCAACAUAAUCAACAACAACGGCAUUCAGUUCUUAGAGGGCAUGCUGUACAGGAACUCCAACGGUCGUCCUGGCGCUAGAGUGCGCAUGGGCAGCUCGCAGGACGACCUGAGCGUCGGCGACGACGCGUCGCUCUGCGGCUCAGUAGCCGACAACUUCGGGUGGCGGGAGGAUUCUUCGGGGAGCGAGGCGGAUGCACCCCACUAUCCUCUGGACUUGCGAUUGGCUGAAGCUAGGUUACAAUUAGAAGAGCGCUUAGCUCAUGAAGCCCGCGAGCGGCGGAUCGACGACCGUAGAGAAGAACUAAGAGUGAAGAGCUCCCUCAGCGACUUACGGAGGAGUCCCGCCGACGAGCGCCGGCGGGCGGACCCCGUGCACUUCAUACUGGGAGGGGACAACGUGAACUGGACAGGGGAGGAGCUAACGCGCGCACCCCAUUCGCAGUCUCAGCCCGCCCUGCGCGCCUCCCUGCGCGGCGCGCCGCUCCCGCCGCCGCGCCGCACCCCCGCGCAGAUCAUGCGGUCUCGCUCUACUGACGUAGUGGCACUAGAUCCGGACAGAGCGAGACCAACGCUGGCCAAACAGAAGCCUCUGACCGAGAAUUCAAUGAGCGCGGAGGCCGCCAGCCCGGCCAGCAUCACGCCGCCCGAGGAGGAGUCCACGGACUCGUCGCUGGUGGAGGAGGACGGGCGGCCGCGGCGGCGCCGGCGCCUGCACCUGCCCUUCGGCAAGAAGGCCAAGGCCCCGGCGUGACCCGCCGCGACCCGCCCCGCCCGGCCCCGCCCGGCCCCGCCCGGGGGUGACAACUAACACCUUCAGAUUACCACGAUUUGGGUAAUGUAGACACAAAAAGCAUAUUUUCAUUUGGCAUAAAUACGAAAUAUAUUUCAUAAAUUAUAACUUAUGUAACAAUCCAUUUGCAUAAUAUAGACACACAGUGGGUAUAUUAUAUUUUAACUGCAACUUAAAACCGUGAAAAAGGAGGAUAUGUCCCCGGGGGACGAUCAUACGCCAGGCUACGGUGCGGUAAGGCUCCAGAGUGCGUUAGACCUGAAAUUAAAACUAGGGCGAGUAAUGUUUUGUAUAGAAACUAUUAGGCAUAUUUUGAUUUUCCAUCAAACAAUGUCAAUAAAAGAGUUGUACAAAAAUAAUUAAAUAUUCAACCAACCUUGAUAAAAAAGUAGUUUUAUUUUUGCAAAAUUAGCUAUGAUCAGCUAGAAAGACGAUAGAGACAGACCAAGCAAAGUUGGCUGCUAUUUUGAUAGCCCAGGUUUGACGUUUAAAAUAACACUUGCACCCUCUGAGCUAACAAAAUCACUGCCAGUGUUGGCCGAACGUUAAUUGCAAUUAACCAUUAUAAAUUGAACCGUAACCGUAACGGACAGUUACACUUUACGGUUCAAUUUAUAAUGGUUAUCCCAAUCAUUUUUAAUUGCAUUAACAUUUCGGCCAACACUGAUCACUGCCAACUUAGCCGUCUGUUCCAAAUUGAAUGUAAGAACUUCGCUUCGCUCGCUCGUUCGAUUAUUAAGAUUAUAUUUUAAACAUAUCCUUGAAAUUUUACUCAUAUUCGAAUCGUUGAAUAAUGCUUUUCAGUCGUAUGCUUCUUGAAAUUAUGCUUUUUGUUUGAUUGACAGAACGGCACCCCUACUAAUAUAAAACUAAAUUGACUAAAAAAAUAAAUGGCCUUAUUUGGCACUUGUGUCUCUUAGCUACUUAUAUAAUUAAAAAGCCUUUAUAGGGACCGUGCGCGUUGGAGGGUCUGCCAUCUUGUAGCCUGAAUCGGAACCAUAAACAUGCACAUUUACACGUUACGUGUUUUCUUGUCCAUAGUAGGCUCUGCCAUCUUGUGGGCUACAUCGGAACAAUAAACAUCAAAUUUACGCCUCGCGCCAAAAAUCUGACGGCACCUGUGCUGCCUCCUACAGUUCAUGCACGCUCCCUAUAUUGACUAUUAUUUCAUUUGCGACGAAUGUGACUAUUAAUAUUUAUAAAUGUAGUUCAAAUCUAUGGACAUUGAUAUGGACGACAGAGGCGUGCCAUUGUUCACCCAAAAAAAUAUGUAUACGACAAUUUUACGUUAUAAGAAUUGACUUUUUAUCCUCAUUUCUUAUGCCCAUUAAAUGUUAUCUUGAUUGAUUGGUCGCUAGGGUAUUGUUUUGAUUAGAAUGCUUCCAAAGGUUAUUUUUCAAGCACUAAAGACAGUAUAGUUAUCCAAUAUGUCAUACAUUGCAAUUUUUUAUUUAGUUCAAUGUUAUUAUAUUAAAGAAGUGACAAUACUGAAAAAAAUAUUGAUGCAACAUCUGUUGAGUACAACUUUAUAAUGGCUAUUUUAAUCUGUUUAAUAUAGUUUACACAUAUAGACCGUAAAUUUGUUAAAUAUUAUUUUUACACGUUCAUAAAGAUAAUUAUUCAAGUAGGCAUAUUACAAUGCGCUUAUGAACGUCUAAUAAAGCUACGCCGGAACAAUAUGGCACCGGCAAGAAUCAGCCGUCAUGUGACCAGCCGACGGUCUUUCCACCGCAACACAACCGGCUAAAGAUUUAUUCACUAUCUAAAAUCUCACAAAGUUUAUAUCGGGAUGCGAUGACUAUUUUUUUAUGUUUGAGUGUCUGCCGCCCAUUCCUCAAACCACUAACAUACACAGCGCCAUUGACCACUUAAGGAGUUAUCGCCCGGGAUGCUAUUGGUCAUGGAUAUCUGGGCUUUACCGUAUUGUUUUUUAUUAUAAAAUCUAAAUGGACUGUAAAUAAAUAAAAACAAAGAGAAUUUGAAAUAGAGGUGGAUUGUCAAAGAAAACUUUGUAGCCACAGUAAAUUUACUGCCAUCUUUUGACACAUGAUAAGAAGUUUUAAAACUGAUAUGUGUUUAAUUUGUUAAAUAUCAAAAAGUGGCGCCAUAUAAUAGAUCAAAGGCGAAUCGCUCGAAACGAUGGCGCCAAAACCUUUGGGUUAUGCUCGGUAAAUUGGCGCCAAUUUUUGAUAUUCAACAAAUUUAACACAUAUCAGCGAAAGAAUAAGGAUCAAAGUCAAAUGGAGUUCUAAAAGUUUUAAUCAUGUGUCUAAAGAUGGCAGUAAAUUUACUGUGGCUACAAAGUUUUCUUUGACAAUUUACCUCAAUUUCAAAUUCUCUUUGAUAAAACUUAUAUUUAUGAUAUGAGUGAGUGAGAAAUAGUUCAAUGUAUUUAGCCCUGAGUGUGUUUAGCACUUUUGCACAUAUGUUACUGUUGUCUACACUUGUUUUAAAGAGUUUAGGUACAAUUUAUUAAAUAAUUUAAAUAGUUUUAUUUGUUCCGACGUAUGUACUUAAAGUUGGCAAGUAUUACGAAUGACGGAGUAUUGUGGACAUUGUAUAUAAAUGUAUUUUAUGUAAUACCAUGUGAGAUGCUGUGUCACCUAUUAAAAAAAACCGGUCAAGUGCGAGUCGGACUCGCACAGGAAGGGUUCCGUUUCAUUAUCUAUAAAAACGGUCACCCAUCCAAGUACUGACCCCGCCCGACGUUGCUUAACUUCGGUGAUUGGAUGAGAACAUAGAGAUUGGAAAGAAAUAUUUAUUUAAAUUUCAACUGGCUAAAUAUCACGGUUCAGGAGAUACAGCCUGGUGACAGACGGACGGACAGCGGAGUCUCAGUAAUAGGGUCCCGUUUGACCCUUUGGGUACGGAACCCUAAAAAACACACGGGCAAAAAAAUCGCCAAGUUUUUUGUUAAUAACUAAUCAUGUGACAUCGCAUUUGUAUUAGAUCCACUACAUAACUGGGUAAUAUAAAUGAGUCAAUUUAAUAUUUAUAAAUCGCGUUUUAAGAUGGAUCUGAUCGACCGCAAAAUGGGCAUUCCACGAGAAUGUAGCUUACGUAACGCCAUUCUUCUGAAAAUCCUGAGAAAGCUAUUUUUUUUAUUUUAUUUAUUUCAAACAUAUUUCCAUAACAUUACAGUCGCAACCAAUACGUCAUGAAAUUAUAUAAAUUAACAGCGUAAAACUACACAGUUCUUCUUCUUCUUCUUCUUACAUCUAUAUUGGAUCUGGUAAUAUUUCAUGAAUUGGAUCGACGGUAUUUAGUGGAACUUUACGAAUUUGAUUGAUGUAACUGCCAUACAAGGCAAAAGCGUUACGUAAACGACAUUCUCGUGGAAUGGCCCAAAAUAUAUGUGAUGAUUUUUUAUACACUUUUAAAUGCUUGUUUGGAAUGUUUCAUUUUCGACUGUCGCGUAUUCAUGUUUCUAAAUUGUUAACUCUCUCCCAGUUACGUGUCUUCCUUAUUUUAUAUUUUUACUAAAUUUUGAUUUGGGUAUUUUGUGCUGACACUUUUAACCGCUUUGUUCGAUUUAAUUGCCUACUUUCGCUUAGUAGAGAUACAUGAGCAUAUCAUUGUAAAAAUAAUAUUUAUUUUAAAAUUGGGUUUUAUUGACUUAUCUCAGCAAAUUAUUAGGUAUAUUAAAUAUAUUUUAUACUUUAAUAAAUUAUUCAUUUAGACUUGGUUUUCGCGUUUACUUAAAAAUUAACUAUAUACUUUUGUAAAUAGCUGUUACAGCCUAUUACUGAGGGUUUCAGAUACUUAGUUCGCUAUAGAUACAAAUCUAUCUAUAUUUUAUGUGAAUGUCUAUGUCGAACUAUAGUUUACUCGGAGAUAGGUAUAUUCAUUAUUUAUGAUAACAGUUUGAAAUGAUUCACGGUUAGUUUCACUAGAUUUAAAUCGACUGGGAUAUGGACCGUGAUUACCUUUUAGGAUUGUUUUCGAGCUCCCGAUAUUUCGACGCAGUUACAUGCAUCUUGUUCACGGGUGGGUGUCAAAGUUGUGUAGACCGCGCGCGCGUUAUGAUAACUUAUUCGUUACGAAAUCCUUCUUCCACGUUUUAGAAUAACUAAUGAUUUAUUCGAAUAAAUUAAACAAUUUAAGAAGAUACUUUAUCGUGAUUGCUAAACAAAACGUCUUCCCCUGUAAUCACAUUAGAUCCAACUCGUCAAAUCGGCUCUCAGUUCCGAGGGCCUACCGCGAACCACGUUCGACGUUGUUGCCUCUCUGUCGCACUCGUAAAUUCGUAGGUAAGUGUGACAGGGAGGCAACACGUCGAACGCGGUUCGCGGUAGCCUCUCCGAAGUCUGAAGCACGUUCGACGUGUUACCUCCAUGUCACAAAUUUACAAGUGCGACCGAGAGGCAACACGUCGAACAUGGUUCGCGGUAGGCCCUCAGAGCUCAAGAAAUUAACUCAGAAAGUUCCAACUAUAAACUGCACUUUUUUAUCAUUACCCAGCAGUUAUAUUCGAAUAUUUUUUUCCCGUCUCCGAGUUUACUUCCAACCCUGACAGCCCUCAUAAAAACGUGCGUGUCAAUUUUCUGUAAGUAAAAUUUAGUAAAACUAAACAAGUCAUAUCGCAUCAUUCCUUCGUUUGCGUAGUAUGAUAGCGAUGUCGCCCCUAGCUGUGUAGUGUAACGUAUUUUAAGGUAAUUCGGUGCUAAAAGAACGUUGUCAGACUGAAAAACCGCGUGGCUCAAAUAUUUAAUACGCUGUUUUUUUUUUGAUGUGACGUUUUUUGCAAAAGUGAAUCACUUUGUAGGAGCCUAAGGUAAGAUUUUCAUAAAGUUGUAGUUAGUAAUACUCCUUACUGUGAACGGACAGAUUUGUAGGUUUAAAUGCCGGCAUUGCACUUGUAACCCGUCUCGUGUCGUGAUGCAGGUGUCCAUGUGCGCCGGUAAUUGCUUGCCACCAGGCGAUUCGUAUGUUCGUUUGCCUCCAAUAUCAUUAAAAACAUAGCUUUUGCUUAAAAUCGUCACAAAUACACCUACAUGUGGUUGUUAUGUCCUUUUGUAUUGAUAUGAAAUGGCGCCCAUAUAAAAUGUUUAAAAAGCCACACAGUUCCGAUUUUUUAUACUUAUCCGAGUUUUUAGCCAAGUUAUAUAAGUGUUGUCAGUUUAUUUAAUUUGUACUUAAGCAAUCGCUAGCGUGCAGUGGUUCGGUCCUAACUUGGCUGAUGCACUUCCUUUUUGCUGCCGGC
Messenger RNA from Cydia pomonella (codling moth), 7650 nucleotides. It is a transcript of the gene Stim, whose product is annotated as stromal interaction molecule homolog. Gene Ontology annotation, molecular function: calcium ion binding; calcium channel regulator activity; protein binding. NCBI's taxonomy places the organism in Eukaryota, Metazoa, Arthropoda, Insecta, Lepidoptera, Tortricidae. The record is from RefSeq and is a predicted model, not a curated record. Gene Ontology annotation, biological process: intracellular calcium ion homeostasis; store-operated calcium entry; activation of store-operated calcium channel activity. The coding region runs from base 342 to 2408 and encodes 688 amino acids. The transcript has 15 exons. Gene Ontology annotation, cellular component: plasma membrane; endoplasmic reticulum.